Messenger RNA from Lycium ferocissimum, 837 nucleotides. RefSeq names its product large ribosomal subunit protein uL6z/uL6y-like. The transcript is spliced from 3 exons. Gene Ontology annotation, biological process: cytoplasmic translation. Lineage: Eukaryota; Viridiplantae; Streptophyta; Magnoliopsida; Solanales; Solanaceae. The coding region runs from base 50 to 634 and encodes 194 amino acids. The record is from RefSeq and is a predicted model, not a curated record. Gene Ontology annotation, cellular component: ribosome; cytosolic large ribosomal subunit. Gene Ontology annotation, molecular function: structural constituent of ribosome; rRNA binding.
UCUAGGGUUUUUGGUUCUCCACAAACAGUAGCCCAAGGCAAAAGCAAAAAUGAAGACUAUACUUUCAUCAGAAGCCAUGGAUAUCCCAGAUGGGAUAAAUAUCAAAGUAAAAGCAAAGCAAAUAGAAGUUGAAGGACCAAGAGGAAAACUCACAAGAAACUUCAAGCAUUUGAAUCUUGAUUUUCAGCUUAUAAAAGAUGAAGAAACUGGAAAGAGAAAGCUUAAGAUUGAAGCUUGGUUUGGUUCAAGAAAGACUACUGCUGCUAUUAGGACAGCACUUAGUCAUGUUCAGAAUUUGAUUACUGGUGUUACUAAAGGGUAUAGAUACAAGAUGAGAUUUGUGUAUGCACAUUUUCCUAUCAAUGCUUCUAUUACUGGUGGGAAUAAGUCUAUUGAGAUAAGGAACUUUCUUGGAGAGAAAAGGGUGAGGAAAGUUGAUAUGCUUGAUGGGGUUACAGUUGUCCGCUCUGAUAAAGUCAAGGAUGAAUUGGUAUUGGAUGGAAGUGACAUCGAACUCGUCUCUCGGUCUGCUGCCCUCAUUAACCAAAAAUGCCAUGUGAAAAACAAAGAUAUCCGUAAGUUUCUGGAUGGUAUCUAUGUCAGCGAGAAGGGAAGAAUAGCUGAAGAAGAAUAAGUAUUAACAAACUGGUUCUGGGAUCAUUUGCUGAUUUCAUAUGAAAACAUUUGAAGUUUAAUCAACAAUUUUGGUUAUUAAGGUUUUCUUGAAGUAGUAUCCGUGAAGAGUAACUAGAUGUUUUUUUGUGUAUGGAUCAUUAAGGAGAGAUGAAUGCUUUCUUUGGACUGUUUAUUUAUCUUCAGAUCAAUUUCAAUGCCUGU